Molecule: messenger RNA, 1104 nt
Organism: Scheffersomyces amazonensis
Lineage: Eukaryota; Fungi; Ascomycota; Pichiomycetes; Serinales; Debaryomycetaceae
Product: protein-transporting protein
Exons: 1
Coding region: 95-1027 (310 amino acids)
Cellular component (GO): nucleus
Source: RefSeq, a predicted model, not a curated record
GCCGGCUGAAAAAUUAAGCAUCACCAUCAACAUCACCACUACCACUACCACUACCACUAAUCAAAGCACCAUUACCACCAACACCAACACCGCCAUGAGUAAAAGAAGAGUGGAAGAAGAAGAAGAUUCAGAUAUCGACAUUAGUUCGAGUGAGUCUGAAAAUGAAGAACAACCAUUGGACGGCGAAGAAGGAGAUGAAGAUGGAGAAGAAGAAAUAGUUAAUGUAGAUUUUGACUAUUUCGACUUAAAUCCUGAAGUAGACUUCCAUGCCACCAAGACAUUUCUUCGACAAUUAUUUGGAGAUGAUGAAGCUAAGAUCGAUAUCUCCGGAUUAGCAGAUCUUAUUCUUACUAAAGGUAGUGUAGGAACUACUAUUAAAACUGAUGGAAUAGAGAGUGAUCCAUUUGCUUUACUUUCUGUAAUUAAUUUAAAUGAUAAUAUAACUAAACCAUCUAUUAAAUCCGUAUUAGAUUAUGUAUUUGAUAAGACCAAAUCUCAAUUGGAAUUUAAUAUCUUUCUUAAGAAAUUAUUGUCCAAUGGUCAAACUACUAAAAACUCCAAUAAACAAUUAAAAGUGGGAUUAAUUAUUAGUGAAAGAAUGAUUAAUAUGCCAGUGGAAGUUGUACCUCCUAUGUAUAAGAUGCUUCUAGAAGAGAUGCAAAAGGCUGAAGAUGCUCGUGAGAAGUAUGAAUUUGAUUACUUUUUAAUUAUAUCUAAAGUAUACAAAUUAGUAGGUGCUAAUAUUCAAGACGAUGAUGAAGAUAAGAAAUCAAAGAAGAAGAAGAAGAGUACUGUGGCAGACGAGGCUCAAGUAGAAAUGGACUAUUUCCAUUAUGAAGAUAUUGUAUUUGAAGAAAAUGCUAAAUAUAAAGGUAUAUAUGAUUAUACUAAUGUUAGACAAGAUACUGAUUCAAGAAGAGUAUUUACUGAUUAUGGUAUAGAUCCUAAAUUAAGUUUAAUCUUUCUUGAUAAGGACCAAUUGGCUGCUUCUGUACCUGUUUUGGCUGAAAAGUUUCCUCCUUUCUAAUCCUCUACUUCGAUGUAUAUUAUGUUAGGUUAGUCUACAUUACUCUUGAGAUUUAUAUAUAUAAAGGACAUAUAUUA